UAGUCGUCGUCGUAGCAGGCGCUUUUGUCUCGUGGUGUUUUCGCUUCUCGUCGUCUGGCGGCGUCGUGGCCGUCGGUUGUUACAAAAUUCUAGCCCCGAGACACACUCUCCGUGGGGUGGACCACCGACAAAAAAGUCGACCUCCGCUCAGUAUCACGUCGGAACGCUGCGAAACCGGGCGCGGAAGAGCAGCGCCAUUGUUUUGUCCGCCUCCUUUGUUGUCGUUGUGAAGUGAGCGCGAGCGGACGCGUGUGUGUGUGUUUACAAUCGUCGAAGAAGCCGCAAAUCGACACGAGAACGGCUUUUAGUUAGCAAUAUUGAUGCAUGGCGAUUCCCUGACAGCUCUGAAGCAAAUCCAAGUGACCUGGGUCACGGUUGUGUCGCGUUAGUGUUAGUCGUAGUAGCCGUUAGUAGUCGUAACCGUAGUCUUAGUAGUCGUAGUAGGCCAUGCACAACCAGCAUCACCCCCAGCACCAGCCGUUGCAGGCGCAGCAGCAGCAGCCCCAGCAUCAGCAGCUUCGUCAACCCCACCAGCAAUCGUUCGAGCUGCCCCGGUGGAAGUCCAAACAGAAUCCCGAAGCUGACUCGAUAGGAUGCGUGGAGGUGCUGGCCACGGUCUGCUCGACCAUUCUGAUGUUCCUGACGCUGCCCAUCUCGAUCUUCCUCUGCUUCAAGGUGGUCCAAGAGUACGAGCGUGCCGUCAUCUUCCGGCUAGGUCGAUUGAGAUCGGGUGGCGCCCGCGGUCCCGGCGUCUUCUUCGUGCUGCCCUGCAUCGACAACUACUGCAAGGUCGAUCUCCGUACGGUGUCCUUCGACGUGCCACCGCAGGAGGUGUUGACGCGUGAUUCCGUCACGGUUUCGGUGGAUGCCGUCGUGUACUAUCGCAUUCGGGAUCCGUUGAACGCGGUCGUGCAGGUCGCCAACUACAGCCACUCGACGCGGCUGCUGGCGGCGACGACGCUGCGAAAUGUGCUCGGAACGCGCAAUCUGUCCGAGCUGCUGACGGAACGGGAGGCCAUUUCGCACUCGAUGCAGGUCACGCUGGAUGAAGCGACCGAUCCGUGGGGUGUGCAGGUGGAACGCGUUGAAAUUAAGGACGUCUCCCUGCCCGACUCCCUCCAGCGUUCGAUGGCGGCCGAAGCGGAGGCGGCCCGCGAGGCCCGCGCCAAGGUGAUCGCGGCCGAGGGUGAGAUGAAGUCCUCCCGUGCCCUCAAGGAAGCCUCGGACAUUAUGUGCGAAAGUCCGGCGGCGCUGCAACUGCGCUACCUGCAAACCCUGAGCAGCAUCGCCGGCGAGAAGAACUCCACGAUCGUGUUCCCGCUGCCGAUCGAACUGAUCGGGCCGCUCAUGAACAUGACCUCGACGUUAUGCCCACCGAAGCCACCGGCGACGCCGGUCAGCGUCCAGAGCGAGUAGCCCUCGCCACCGAAAUCCGAGCUCGGUGCCGGUGGCAGCAGCAACAGCAGUUUCUCCUGGGAGGACAAAGUUGGUCCGCUGCAAGCGAGCCAACGGAAACUGUCUGCCAUGUGCGAGUUUACGGAUAUUUGAGAAGAAAAAAAAAUGCAGAAGAUGAUGAAAUCGAUGAAGAAAAGUUCAAUUAAACCAUAUUUCUAACAAAAUAACUAGACGUGCCAAAUUUUGUUUGUUUUACGCAACACCAUCGAAGUUGAUGUUAAUUUUUCUUUUGUAAAUAAACGAUUUAUAUUACUGAUU
This is a messenger RNA of Culex quinquefasciatus (southern house mosquito), 1713 nucleotides long. RefSeq names its product band 7 protein AGAP004871-like. The record is from RefSeq and is a predicted model, not a curated record. Lineage: Eukaryota; Metazoa; Arthropoda; Insecta; Diptera; Culicidae. The transcript has 4 exons. Bases 448 to 1416 code for a protein of 322 amino acids. Gene Ontology annotation, cellular component: plasma membrane.